This is a messenger RNA of Sclerotinia borealis F-4128, 834 nucleotides long. NCBI's taxonomy places the organism in Eukaryota, Fungi, Ascomycota, Leotiomycetes, Helotiales, Sclerotiniaceae. The record is from the annotation of a GenBank genome assembly.
AUGGAACCAAGCCCCAGUCCUUGGAACACAAACCCUGAAAUCGAAGGACUCGCGGUCUGGCUUACAGUGGGCUUGCGUUGCUAUGACAAACUUGCCUCAAGAUCUUAUAAGGCGGUUGGAGAGCCUAAGGAUGGCAGUUGGCAGGCCAUUGCAGAUCUCAUGAAUGCAGUGAAGGAAUGCGGUGACUGGCCCGGAAACAUACCCAGAUUUACCGAUGAAAUGCUGGCUUCCAUUUUUGACGAACCUUCUGAGGAUAACGAGGACAGCGAGGAAAUCGAGGACAUCGAGGACAUCCAGGACAGCGAGGACAGCGAGGACAUCCAGGACAGCGAGGACAUCGAGGAAAGCGAGGACAUUCAGGACAGCGAGGAUAUCGGGGACAUCGAAAAGAUUCGCGGCGCCCUUCACCAUUCGUUAUAUAUAAACGAAGAUUUGCCAAAGCGUCCAGCUCUUCUUCCAAGAACAAUCCUGCAACAGCCGCCAUACGAUCGCGGCGUGUUUUCAGUUGAAAUGAUAAAAAAUGCCACUUUGGAAGUGAACAAAAUCAAUGAAUCGAAACCACACGACUGGCCGAACACUUGUAAACACUUUGGGGACUCGCAACACAAGGCAUACAAUGGACUGUGGAGACCAGAGGCAAAAUUGUAUGAAGACCCAGAAAGUAGGAUAUGGUACGAUCCAGCCAACGCCAAAUUUGCCCAAGGUGGAGAUGACAACAGGCCACCCGGCCCAGGCGUCCUUUGGUUCAAAAAUCCGGAUAUGACGAACUUCCCUAUAAUGAUACAGGCUCCACUAUUUCGCCUUUCAUUCACCCGGCCAGGAAAAUGGUACUAG